Messenger RNA from Brassica oleracea var. oleracea, 1136 nucleotides. Its product is annotated as probable BOI-related E3 ubiquitin-protein ligase 2. Bases 67 to 1044 code for a protein of 325 amino acids. NCBI's taxonomy places the organism in Eukaryota, Viridiplantae, Streptophyta, Magnoliopsida, Brassicales, Brassicaceae. Gene Ontology annotation, molecular function: ubiquitin-protein transferase activity. The record is from RefSeq and is a predicted model, not a curated record. The transcript has 4 exons.
CGAAGUCAAAUGGUAGGAAACAAAGAUUGAGAGAAAUACGAGGAGCUGAUCGUAAAUACAACUCUUAUGAGUUUCCAGUUUCAGAAGCCAAAAAAAUCCGUUUUCCUUCUCUCCUUUUCUCUCUCUCGCCAAGUUUACCUUUCCAUGGCGCUUCCUCACCAUUUCAGAGACUUUUGCGGGAUCGACGGCCAGAUUUCACCAGCAUUAGGGUUCGAAAGCUCCGCGAAUCUCCAUGAGCAUCCUCCGUAUAUUCCUCCUUUCCACGUUCCCGGUUUUGCACCUGGACCGGUUUUGCAAACCGACUGUUCUGAUGUUGGCGCUGGCUUCGAGUGGAACAGCAUCUAUGGUCGAAAGAGUCUAAAGGAAAUGGAUUUCAUGGAGAACAAUUCUCAGUUAUCUUCAAUUGAUUUUUGGCAAGGCCGGUCUGUCUCAACCGGUUUGGGUCUCUCCCUUGACAAUGCUAAUGGCUCGGCUUUGUUGUCGCUCGUCGGAGACGAUGUUGAUCAGGAGUUACUGAGGCAGGAUUCAGAAAUCGAUCGAUUUAUCAAGAUUCAGGGAGACCAAUUACGGCAUGCCAUCCUUGGGAAGAUCCAGAAGAGUCAGCAUAAAACCGUGUCACUCAUGGAGGAAAGAGUGAUCCAGAAACUUCGUGGAAAAGACGAGGAACUCGAGAUGAUAAACCGAAAGAACAAGGAACUCGAGGUGCAAAUUGAACAGCUUACAGUGGAAGCCGAGGCAUGGCAACAACGUGCGAACUACAACGAGAACAUGAUCGCUGCUCUCAACUACAAUCUCGAACGCGCUCACGGUCGGCCGAGAGAGAGCAAUAUGGAAGGAUGUGGAGACAGCGAAUUGGAUGACGCUGCCUCUUGCUUCAAUGGUAAGGCGACGAUGAUGAUGUGCAGGUUUUGUGGAGUGAGAGAGGUGUGUAUGUUGUUGUUGCCGUGUAAGCAUAUGUGUUUGUGUAAGGAGUGUGAGAGGAAGCUUAGCUCUUGUCCUUUGUGUCAAUCUUCUAAGUUUCUAGGGAUGGAAGUCUACAUGUGAGAUGAUAUUUGACCCAAGCUAAAAACUCUAAUUAGCUAACGAACUCGUUUGUAACUUAUCUUGCUUUCUGGACUUUAUGCUCGAUUGCCCUA